Molecule: messenger RNA, 2906 nt
Organism: Labeo rohita (rohu)
Lineage: Eukaryota; Metazoa; Chordata; Actinopteri; Cypriniformes; Cyprinidae
Gene: cited4a
Product: Cbp/p300-interacting transactivator, with Glu/Asp-rich carboxy-terminal domain, 4a
Exons: 2
Coding region: 165-887 (240 amino acids)
Biological process (GO): regulation of DNA-templated transcription
Cellular component (GO): nucleus
Source: RefSeq, a predicted model, not a curated record
UAUGUAUGUGUGUGUAAUCCCUGUGCUGACCCAGAAAGCGCUCAGCAGCAGCAGCUUGUUCAGACUAGAGUACAGUUGCUGGAGAUACCUGCGCUGCUUUACAGAGACCGAGAACACGGAACAGCAUCUUUACAACAACAGCAUCUAUUUGACGUUGAGAAGGCAUGGCUGAACACAUGAUGAUGCCUAUGACCCACGGCUCUGCUGGCGGAGGCCUGCAUGGGUAUCGCAUGGGAAUGAACGGCCCUUCUCCGCACGGACACCAGCCCGGUCUGCGGACCCUUCCCAAUGGGCAGCUCAUGCACUACGGCAGAGGGCCCCAGACAACCAUGGAGGCGGCCAUGAGGCAGAGGAACAUGAUGAACGGUGCCAUGAAUGGUCAGGUCAACGGCCAGAUGAGCGGCGGACACCCCCACCAAAUGCAACAGCCCAAUAUGAUGUACGGAGGUCCAAAUCAGCAACCGCAGGCUCACCCUCAAACCCAGCACCAUCAUAUGCACCCACAGAACCAGCACCCGCAGCAGUAUAUGGGUGGAGGAGGCCUUACAGCAUCUCAGCAGCUUAUGGCGAGCAUGCAUCUUCAGAAACUCAAUACGCAGUACCACGGGCACCCGCACGGACCCAUGAACGGGCAUCACAUGGGAAACGUUCAGCACAGAAUGGGUCCUGCUCAGUUGGCAGGCAUGCAGAUGGGCAUGGGUGGGCCAGCGUUGGGCCUCAACGUCAUGGACAUGGACUUGAUUGAUGAAGAGGUUCUGACGUCCUUGGUGCUGGAGUUCGGCCUGGACCGAGUUCAAGAGCUUCCUGAGCUUUUCCUCGGACAAAACGAGUUUGAUUUCAUCUCGGACUUUGUGUGCAAGCAGCAACCAAGUACUGUCAGCUGCUGAAGCUUUGCUUCUGGUCCUUGAAUCAGAGAAAGACUUGGUCACCAAAAAGGAGCUGGGGCAAGACAAGAAAAGCCAAAACAACCAUGUUGUCCGUAUCUGUGAAGCUGUGCUAGUGCACACUUUAUUUCAAGUUCUGGAUGUUCCUCAGAUGAUCUUCAGCAGAAGUGUGGCUCUGGCCAGCAGGUGUUGUCUUGUCCCACUGGCCAUUCUGGAAUGACGUGACCAAGUGUCCCAGGGUUGAAUGUAACUUCAUGGUGGAAAAAAGAAGUCUGCUUGGAACUUUGCAGAAACUGCUUUGCCUCCUCAGGAGGAAACUAGAAUCAAUAGCAUUUAGAAAUGUAUUUAUGUAUAACACCUACCAAAAAGCAGACGUGCUCUGUGGUGAUAGAGACUUGCCUUUUCUCAAACUAACCCCUUGUGAUAAAAGACCUUUGAAUGAGUGUGUUAUGUGGGAAUUGAAGGCUGGUACUUCAAAACGGGUUGUUUUUCCAGUAGCUCUUAAUGAUAUUUGAAAUGGUAAGGGGGUGGUGAAGUGGUAGCAGUUGGGUAUGAAACAUUCUUUGUGUGCAGUGUUUCCAUUCUACUACUAUGUAAAAUGUGUCACAUUUAACACUCAUUUUUUUUUGCUACAUCUGACUGAAUAAGACCCAAAAUGAGUGUCUUAACAUUCACUAUAGGAUGUGUCUUGAAACCUUCAGGAAUAUUUCUGUGUUUUCUGAAAAAUGGUGGAAUGUUUUGUAGCCUCCCUUACGAAAUGCUGAGCCUGUGCUCCCUGCUGAUGAGUCUGAACUGCCUUAUAGUUUUUUUAAACGGAUAUUGAUAAAUAUUCACUGUAGACAUUCUUACCGUGUUCAACGGGAUGCUCUUUGUGUGACAUCGAAACUCCAGCUGUUAUGUAGUGUUUGCUCAUAUUGUAGUGAAGACCACAGUUUCCAUUAAGCAGCAUUAAUAAUUAAACCUUCCACUUGCUUCUAAAUUAACCUGAAUGUCGAUCGUUCAAUUGUUGUUUGAAACAACCACUAACCAUAGCACCGAUUUCCUGAUGUGUGUUUAAGCCAACCUUACAAACGGGCGCAAAAUGUUGCUUCCCUCCUCGCUCCCCAAACACUGCAGGUUUAAACCUGAUUAUUUUUAAAUUACACUUACAACCUUCUUGUUAAUUGAGGUCAGCAUGGUCAGUCAUCUCAGAUGGCCUGAUAAUUACAAAAUGGACAUGUUCAUUUGCUUGCUAUCGCUCAGGGUGUAAUGAAGAGUUGGGAACGGCUGCCCUGCUGGGUUUGAGAACUUCCUGUGUCGUUAUGUUGCUAGUUCUUGAGUUCUCUGUGGGGGUUGGGUUGGUAUGGAAAUAGCACAGCAUACAGUACUAGUAGGUUAAUCUGUUCCACCAGAGCCGGGCUCAACUCCCUCGACUCUACCCGCCCCAGCUCGGGUAAUUGCUCUACGUACGGCUUGGGAUUGUGAACAAUUGCCACCCAAUGAAAAAAAGCACAAACAACUUGAUGGGUCAUAUCCUGUGUUUUACAACUCCCAUCUUGGCUGAUUGUUUAGGGCUUUGAUGCACAAGGAAUGGGAAAUUCAGUUUCAGACUUUGAUUUCGUCAGCUGUAUUUCUUAUAUCAGUAGAGACUGAACUGUUUUCCCCAAUUAUUCUGUAAUUUGUGAAACUUGGAUGAUUAUAAACAACCCAUAUCUAGAAUUGAAUGAUAUGUAGAUUUUUAAUUGAUGAUUGAAUGAUUUUCCACAUUCCCAGAGACUGAAUCAUGUUCAAGUUUUGUUUUGUUAAAGGGAGGAAAUAUGUGAAACUUUUAAAAGAAUGCUACUUGAGUUUGUCAGUCUGUAAAUCACAAACCACCCCGCAGAUGCGUCAGAAUGUCCCUUGCAGGUGUGAUUGUAUGUUCUCUUUCAAACUGUGUGCUAUGUACUGUCGCCAUGCUCCCACAAAUGCUUUUUUAAAUGUUGUUGAUUCUAUCUUAAGAAAAUGUAUUUAUUUUCAUUGAAAAUAAAAUAUUUAUUUAAAGAA